Messenger RNA from Arctia plantaginis, 3429 nucleotides. Lineage: Eukaryota; Metazoa; Arthropoda; Insecta; Lepidoptera; Erebidae. The record is from the annotation of a GenBank genome assembly.
AUGGAUUUGUUGAAAACGCCCUCUGUCCAAUCUCUGUUGGAUUCUGAUUUGGAAUCGGUUGAAAGUCUUCAGUAUUUGGAUAUUGAAGAGUUAGAUGAAAUUGAAUAUGCACUGCCUGCAAGUGAGGCACCAACUCUAGCUGAAGUAUUAUCUACUGAAGAAGAAGAACCAAAACAUAAAGAACCCAAACUUGUAGAAGAGCCAGCUACUUGUUCUGCCCUCCAAGUAGACUUCCUACAGGGAGUGUCUCAACAACUGCUACAAGCCCAAGAAAGAUCAUCAGCGGGUUCUGCGACAGCCUUGAGCGUUGGGACAGACGCUAAAUUGACUGUUGGAACGGCCCAUGGCCAUUUGCUGUCUUUUCACGACCAAACAUUACGAUGGGUCUGUGAUUCCAACACUGAUCGAGGCGCCGUAUCGUGCUUAGCAUAUAAUCAAGAAUGCACUCGACUGCUUGCAGGCUAUGCAAGAGGCCUUAUAUGCCAGUAUGAAAGCAUACGUGGAACAAUAUUGAGGCGGGUCACCUUAGGAGGUGAGAUAUGGGGCACCUUACGUGUAACAUGGGCCGGUACCUCAGGUCUGGCGCUCGAUACUGGCGGUUCCGUGUGGUUGAUCAAGUUUUCGCGACCACUAGGUGUGCGUUCCGCCCGCACAUCAUGUCUGUUUUCGGGAGCUCGUGGAGAAGUCGUCGCUAUGGCAGCUCGAGAUGCUCGUAUUUUAGCUUUGGCCACACUUUCACGAGUCAUUAUAGUGGCUGGCGGUCGAGCAGCAGGGUUACGUCUUAUAGGUCCUGCCGAUACUCUCCCAGUCUUAGAGUGGAGCGCAACUGAUGAGCAAAUAUUAGUAUGCGGCCGUGCAAAAACAUUACAGUGGCUUUCACUUUCGGUUACUGGAACUAACAUAUCAAUUAGACCAGUACAGCGAGUGGAAUUGAUAUCAAGUCCUCUGUGGCUGGGGUGGCUUGGCGGCAAUCUGGCUGUAUUUGAUGCAGAUGAGAAUUUACGGUUAUGGGGAGAAGACUAUGACAAACCUUUGGAUCUUUCACAUUUCGAACCAGUUUACGCCUCAGCUUUCUUUAAGGGUCAUUGGACAGACGGCCGCGUAUCUCGAGCAAUGUGUACAGCCGGUGUGAGCGCUCUAGGUGGGGCUUGUGUUUCAGAAGGAGCUCUUUCUUUACUCGGUCGCCGUGGAAUUGUCCGCGUACGACCACGUCAUCUCCUUGCCAGGGCACAAGCAUUUUUAUCUUCAGGGCGACAUCUACACGCGUUGCGUUUGCUCUGUUCCACACAAGGAGCCGAAGCAAAGACUCUUGCAAAUCAGUUCAUAAUAAACGUAUCGGAAAGACCGCAGGUAUUGAGCAAUAAACAAAUUGCAGACCAAACUGUCAAAUUGUGCUUGAAGUAUGAUUUAACAGAGGAGUUAUGGAAUCGUUUGUGGGAUCAGUGUUCUAACGAAAAAGCAUUUGUAGAAGCGUUAGGAGAUGCCGCAGUGCGAGGCGAGUUGUCUGCCGCAGGACCGUCUCCGGACUGUACUCAGGCACUCAUCGAAAAACUGGCAGAGUUUGAGCCGGAGCUUGUGGACAGAGUAAUAGCUUCCCUCCCUCUGACGUCACUUGAUCCGCACCGAGCAAGCAUCCUUACACGAGAGAAAGGAUUGUGGCGAGCUGUUGGUGCUAUUGCAGCAGCACUUGGCGGUGGCGGCGGAGCCAUGAGAGAGCUGAUAAAUUACGUGUCGCCUCGCUGCGGGCGCAGGAGCGGCGCGGCGGGGGCGGCGGGGGCGGCGGGCGCGCGCUGCUCGUGCGCGGGCUGCGCGCUCGUCGUGGCGGCCGCCGACGCGCUGGCGGGCCGCGGCGCCGCCGGCCGGGCCUUGCCGCACCACGCGCAGCCCUCCGCCCGACACGACGCUCUGCUGGCACUGCUCGACGAUGAGACUGGCGGAGGUGGUCGUUCUCCUUUGAGAGUAAUGGUAGAACAUGAUGCAUCGGCUGCGGUUAGAUUGCUCGAACAGAGCGCUCGCGACCCUCCAUUCGUAGGACCGCUGGGGAAGCAAAACAGACUCAGAGUUGCACGGACCCUCCUAUCCUUUGCUUAUGAACUACCGGAUCCGGGCGAUCGUGUGGAAGUUUUGGAGUUUUUAACUAUGCAAGUAACUUCAGGUGCUUUACCAACCGAUCAAGAGGUUAUUCAUCGUUUACGAGAACUUGCAUCAAAAACAAACUGUGAAAGAGCAGAUCGCGCUUGGCUUUUAUUGUUAAAUAAGGGUCGCAUUCAACGGGAUUUACUCGAAGACCAGUACAUCGUAGCGGAAAAUAGACCACGGGUGCUUUGGCACAUAGAUGCCUUAUUAGAGCGCCAUGGGAAUGCACUUGAAGAGUUUUUUAAAAUAGCCACACCAUCGAGCACAGACGUAGACGAGCUAUUUGAAUACCUUCGGCCGUUGAUUGACUCUACAGAUGAAACGAAGAGGCAUCUAGAGAAGCAUCUACCGGCACUUAUCAAACUUCGUCCCAAAGCUGCCGCCGGUCUCGCGGGUGAUCACUUGGCCGACUCCUGCCUCUCCGUCCUUCGCGCGGCCUCCAGCGUCGAGGUGGUGGAGCUCGGGCAAUGUCUACUGGAAGCCGGGCGACUCUCGGGUGACGCCGCCGCCGCGCAUUUUAGAAAUCUAUGCCGGCUGCGACCGAACGACGUGCGAGCUUUUAUGGCCGAAAACAUCGGGCUACUGCGACCCGAAGAGGCGCUGACCAUCGUACGCGAGGAGGGGCCGCCGGAGGCCGAGCCGUCGUGUCUCGAGGCCGUGGGCGAUCCCGGCGCGGCGCUCGACGCUAUUUUGCGUCUCGCGGCGUCCGUCGACGAGCGCGAGGCUUCCGUCCUCCUGGGCGAGGGCGCCGAGCUCUGCGCCCGGGCCGCAGCCGCUCUGCCGCCCGGGGACGCGGCCGAACUGUGGACGCGCCUCCUGAGUCGAGCGCGGGCGCCUCCACCCGCCUUGCUGCUCGAGGCCGCGGCCUACUUGCCCGUGGCUCAAAUGUUGGAGGGCGCGUGCGAGUCGCCGCGAGCGGCGCUGGCGUUGCUGACGUGCGCGGCCCUCCGCCGCAUAGCGUGGAGCGCUGCGGCGCGGGCGACGGCGCGCGAGGCGCACGAGCGGCUGGCGCGCGCGCUGGCGGCGGCGCGGCGCGGCCUGGCGGUGCGCGGGCGCUGCGUGCGCUGCGGCCGGCGCCUGGCCGAGCGGCCCGUGCGCACGGGCCAUUGCGCGCGCGCCACGCACGUGGAGUGCGAGGCGGAGGGGAGCUGCGGCGCGUGCGGACGACGCGUGCCCUCCGCUUCGGUGACGUUGGCCUCUCGAGCUCCGCGGCACCGAGAAUCACCGCCGCCUCACGACUUCGAACUUUAUUUAGUAGCCCCGCCGCGUCCCGAUCUCGAAGGAUCGAUUUGA